AUUCCUUCCUUGCGUCAGUUUUUCGCCGGCAACCGCAGGGAUCAGAUGUGUGAUACGUAGUCGGUGGUAAAACUCAACGGUCGUUGAUGUCCGAAUUCUCACCGGAUUCAAAGCAUUAUCUGUGAUAUUUUUGUGAAUUUCGUUAGUUAGCACAUAUAUUUUAAUCGUCGCCAUGGAAGUUUUACCUUGUCCUGUCAGCGUAGAUUUCUCGAAUAACUACAACAGAGGGUUGGUAGCUGAAGACCUAGAAGAUAGUGCAGCUUGUCAAGCCCUAGCUAUCCGGCUGGAAGAACAACUAAGGGCAGCAAAGACAGCCCAGCUCGCUUGUGGCGAAGUGUUGUUGCCUGCAGAUCUUCUGCCGAGAGCAGCGAGUGAUAUUCUUCAGAUGGCAGAGAAUGAACCUUGUGGCCUAAGGGGCUGUACGCUUUACGUGAACUUCGAGUCAGAGCAGGAGUGCCGUAAGAUAGGAACCAUCAAAUGUGACCCGAACACAGUGUCCACCUUCGAGCUGUUCUUGACGCUUCGUCGGGACGCAAGGAGCACAUGGACUUCUCUCAUUCCACAGUUCAUCAAGAACUUCACCAAAGGAGGGACCAUCAUGAUCAGCCCAGGGUUCCAGCUGGAGAAGAAGAAGCUGUACCGGUCGUUUGUCCCGCAGGAGUAGAUCGCCUUCGCAGAGUCGACGAGAGCCAAGACUGAUUCGGGGUGCACCAUUCGCAUUGUGAUCUUAUGACUUUUAACAAAUUCGUGGUUUGCGUUCAUCGUGUUGUGAGCUUACGGUGUUGUAAUCUACGCGACUAACUCGUCAUUUGCAAUUUUCUUUUAGUCAUUAUUAAUUAAUUAGAUAUAUAUUAUUAUAGUCUAUUGAAUUUUACACGAGUAUUUAAAAAAUCGUAUAUGAAAUAUCCAAAUGAAAAGUUUAUUUUAUCGACCACAAAUAUUUAGUUGUAGAUACAUAGAUAUAUUUAUGUAAAUAAAUAUACAAAUUAUUUAGUUAUUGUUACUUUAUAAAAGUUCUUUCUCGAUUGUCAAAUGAUGUUUGCGUACGAUUCUUGAUAGUACAAGUCGCGAGUCGGCGAACCAUAUCACCGCAAGCUUUGUUUUACGUAGUUUAGUUAACCUAAUAAUAUCGAUAUGUGAUCAUAUAAAUUUAGUGAUGAACGAUAUAUUUUGCAUUGAUACAAAUUAGUAUUUUAUUAUUGUAUUUAAAGUUAUUGUGUUGAUUUUUAAAUGACUUCUAAAUGUUAGACGAAGUCCUGUGAUCCCAUGUGUUAAGAGGAGUUAAGCAGCUUUAAGAGUUUUUGUCUUUCAUGUUGAUUGUGAGUCCGGAGUCUUACUCGAGUUUUUUACUACAAACCCUGCAAUAAAUGAUUUUCACCGAUGUUUUGUUUUAAAAUUCGUUUCGCAAACAAUGUUUUAGUGAUUAUUGUACCUUACUGUAAUGUAACCUGUCUCUGGAUGUAAUUUUACUGUGUAGAUUUCUUUCAAAAAUUUGUUGUAUGUACCGUACCAUACCGUAUCGUAAGACUCGAGUAGUAUGAAUUGAUGGUUUAGUUGUGAGCAUGAACCGAAUGUAAGCAUUACUUAAUGUAAAGAAUCUGAUCUCAACAGUUCCGGAGCAGUUAGUCCCUGUCCGGAGUCAGUAUUCAUCAUCAUCAUCAUGUCUUCUCCCGCCCUCACUCGACAUUGUAUGUAUGUGUACACUGAGUAUAUGCGUGUUGAACAUUUUUGUACUUUUUGUUAUGGAGAUCUACUUUAAAAAGAGAUAUUUAAAACCAAUAAAAAGAAUUAAAAUUCUUUAAA
This is a messenger RNA of Homalodisca vitripennis (glassy-winged sharpshooter), 1803 nucleotides long. RefSeq names its product protein charybde-like. Gene Ontology annotation, cellular component: cytoplasm. Lineage: Eukaryota; Metazoa; Arthropoda; Insecta; Hemiptera; Cicadellidae. The transcript has 3 exons. The record is from RefSeq and is a predicted model, not a curated record. Bases 173 to 664 code for a protein of 163 amino acids. Gene Ontology annotation, biological process: negative regulation of signal transduction; apoptotic process; regulation of TOR signaling.